AUGGGUUUGCUCAGUACUCACGCCCAGGGCACCGCCGACCCUCCUGAGGUGCGCAAUUGGUACAUCCAUUGGAUCGCCCUCGUUGCGUCCAUGUCGGCUCUAGCCAUGGGCUACGACACCGCCGUCAUCGGCGGCACCAUGGCCCUCGACGCGUUCCGCAAGGACUUCAACAUGCUGGACAUGGAGAGCCGCGCGCGCGACACCAUCCAGGGCAACAUCGUCUCCACCUUCCAGGCCGGCUGCUUCUUCGGCGCCCUCAUCACCUUCCCCGCCGCCGAGCGCUUCGGCCGGCGCCCAACCAUCCUCGCCGCCGCGCUCGUCUUCCUCCUCGGCGGCGCCCUCAUGACCGCCGCCUCCGGUAACAUGUCCAUGAUCGUCGCCGGCCGCGCCGUCGCAGGCCUCGGCAUCGGAUCCACCUCCAUGUGCGUCCCCGUGUACAUCUCCGAGACCGCCCCGCCGUCCAUCCGCGGCCGGCUGGUCGGCAUCUUUGAGAUUGCCUCCCAGGGCGGUGGCAUGCUCGGCUUCUGGAUCAACUACGCGACGUCGAGGACGAUUUCCAAUGAGAGCAAAUCGCAGUGGAUCGUGCCGCUGGCGCUGCAGCUGGCGCCCGGAGUGCUGCUGUUCCUGGGGAUGCUGCUGAACCCGGAGUCGCCAAGGUGGCUGGCGCGCAAGGACAGGUUCGAGGAGGCGGAGAAGGUUCUGACGAGAUUGCGAGGCUUGCCGGCGGAUCAUGCGUAUAUUCGCCGCGAGAUUGGGGAUGUACGGCUGCAGAUUGAGGAGCGUAGCACGUUGAGGUUGACGCGCAGGCAGCAGUUCGAAAAGCUGUUCCACAAGGGCGUGCGCAACCGCAUGGGCAUCGGCAUGGGGCUCAUGUUCUUCCAGAGCUUCACGGGCGUGAAUAUCAUCACGUACUACGCGCCGCGCAUCUUUGAGACGCUCGGCAUCACGGGCACCAGCACCAAGCUCUUCUCCACGGGCCUGUACGGGUGCUUCAAGACGCUGGGAAUGAUUGCGUUUACCUUUGUGGUCGUCGAGCGCGUCGGUCGCCGCAAUGGACUGAUUUGGGGUGCAGUUUUGGGAUGCCUGCCCAUGUUCUACCUCGGGGCCUACGUCCUCAAGGCCGAUCCGGCCGGUGCCGCUGCCGACGGCGUGACGCAGCGUGAUGCGGCGGGAUACUUUGCCAUGGUCUGCGUCUACUUUAAUGCCUUUAUCAUCUGCGCUACCUGGCAGGGUAUCACUUGGACGUACGCCUCUGAAAUUUUCCCUCUCGACAUUCGCAUGCUCUGCGUUGCCAUCACCACAGCUGUGACUUGGGUGGGCUCUUUCAUCGUUGCGCGCUCGACCCCCUACAUGAUCACCGCGCUGGGAUACGGCACAUACUUUAUGUUUGGCGGCUUCGUCACUGCCAUGGGUCUGUGGGCUUUCUUCUGCAUUCCCGAGACCAAGGGCGUCAUGUUGGAAGACAUGGAUUCUUUGUUCGCGCAGUCGACUUUCAAGACUGUUCUUGCUCAGAUGCGAGGCUACAAGUUUGGAGGUGGAAGCAGGUCCUCUGGCGCGCCUGAGAACGACGACAAGCGAGGCAGCUUCCUAGAAAAAGGAGAGGUCAAGCAGGUCGAGAGGAUAUGA
Molecule: messenger RNA, 1626 nt
Organism: Cordyceps fumosorosea ARSEF 2679
Lineage: Eukaryota; Fungi; Ascomycota; Sordariomycetes; Hypocreales; Cordycipitaceae
Product: Sugar/inositol transporter
Exons: 3
Coding region: 1-1626 (541 amino acids)
Biological process (GO): transmembrane transport; carbohydrate transport
Cellular component (GO): membrane
Molecular function (GO): carbohydrate:proton symporter activity
Source: RefSeq, a predicted model, not a curated record